AUACAAAAGGUAAACAAAUGAGACUCCGAGCGCAAUGCAAUUGUUGAAUGGCAGAUUAACAUAAAAACAAUAGACCUGGAGCACAGAAGUCAAGUCGUUGGCCAGGUCAAGUACUACAUCUCAUAUCUGAUGAGCUCUACGAAGAAUUCAGAGAAUCGAGGCCAGAAGCAGAAGGCAGCGGCAUUGGAAACAACACGCGACCAAAAGUGAAAGUUGGCCAGUCCAAUAGAAAUAUGUUGAAAAUCGUGCUGAUCAGUGGCAAGCGAAAGUGCGGCAAGGAUUACGUAUCCGAGAGGUUGCAGCAGAGAUUAGGCUCCCGUUCGCGGAUAGUUCGAAUCUCGGAGCCCAUCAAGUCGGAGUGGGCCCGUAAGCUGCAGCUGGACCUAAGUGCUCUGCUCAGCGAUGGACCCUACAAGGAGAAGUAUCGCCGCGACAUGAUCGUGUGGAGUGACGAGGUGCGGGCCCGGGACUACGGCUACUUCUGUCGCGUGGCCAUGGAGGAGGCUCUGGGCCGCCAGCAGACGACGCCCUACAUCCUGGUCAGCGAUGUACGACGCAAGAACGACAUCAAGUGGUUCCGGGAAACGUACGGAUCGGAAAGGGUCAUCACCCUGCGACUGACAUCCCGCCCGGAGACGAGACGCGCCCGAGGUUGGAGCUUCACCAAGGGCAUCGAUGACGUUCCUUCGGAGUGCGAUCUGGAUGAUCUGGCCGAUGGCUUUGACUUUGUGCUGGCCAACGAUGAGAAACUCGACCAGGAGGCCAUUGACCAUCUGCUGGACAAACUGCAGCUACAGUAUCAGUAAAGCUUUAACUUAUUACUCGCAUCAAGGCUAUUGCACUUAUGUAUUUUUGAUAUAUCAUGUAUUCCGGCCCCUGCCAAACCGAAAAUGGUCCUCACACAAAGCGUAGAUAAUGCAAUAUUAAGUUUGUACUUAAUAGUUUUGGUAUAAAAUACUCUUAGUAAUAAAUAGAGUUCGUGCGAAGGUUUUAUUCAAAUCAAAAAUGUAUUUUUCAAUGAAUAUACAAGUUAUAAGUCGGUGGACUGUUGCUAGUUAGGUAGGAUACCUCAAGAAAUAAUGCUGUAGUUGAGAAUUAAAUUGAUUUGUAACUUACUCAAUUCUUACCUGUAAUAAAAAGUGAAAAGCUCAUAAAUUCAUUGGAUUCCAUCAUAAAAGUUCAUUGAAAAAUAUGAGCAAAAGGUGAAAAUUGCAAAUCUUGUAAUCUUUGUACCUAUAAGCACACUUCAUUCACCAAUCCAUUUAUAUAGACA
Drosophila suzukii is the source of this 1273-nucleotide messenger RNA. RefSeq names its product Phosphomevalonate kinase (gene Pmvk). Gene Ontology annotation, cellular component: cytoplasm. NCBI's taxonomy places the organism in Eukaryota, Metazoa, Arthropoda, Insecta, Diptera, Drosophilidae. Gene Ontology annotation, molecular function: phosphomevalonate kinase activity. Gene Ontology annotation, biological process: cholesterol biosynthetic process; isopentenyl diphosphate biosynthetic process, mevalonate pathway. The record is from RefSeq and is a predicted model, not a curated record.